AUGUGCUGCCCGUCCCCGUCGCCCGGCUCUGCGACCUCCAGCGAGGGGGGUCACCCGGUGGAGCAGGCAUCCUUCGCACUCGGAACUCCAGCAGCCCUGUGGGAGAUCCAAUCGGCAGGCCUGCGUAGGCCCGCGGCCCACCUUCCGGCGCCCCCGCCGGGGCCGGCGGGCGGGUGGGCGGCCAUGUCGACGGCCGAGGGGUUCUCGACCGGAGGCAGCGACGCCCCGGUCGUGAUGGUGGAGCCCAGCCACGUGGAGCCGAUGCCGGCGGUGGCCGCGGCAGCGCCGCCGGGGUUCCUGUCGGCGCCCGCGUCCAUGGCAAGGUUCAUGCCGGCGCCCGUGUCCAUGGCAGGCUUCAUGCCAGCGGCCGACUUCGGCGACGGCGGUAGCUGCUGCGGGAGCCAGAACAAUUGGGCCGGCUUCCGGGGCCUCGUGUUCUACCCGCAGCCGCGGGACAGCCGCAGCGGAGACUCGUAUGCCUACCAUGGAGAUGGCAAAGGCGCGUACGAGCGGGUGGAGUCCUACAAAUACGUGGGCCACGGGUGCGGCAGCUUCGACAGGGAGGAGGUCGCCCAGCCGCACUUCACCUGGCAGCCUCGGAAGUGCUGCAUCUGCUGCCUCCUGCUCCUGUGCGCCCUGCCGUUCCUCCUGGGCUCCGCGGCGUGGGCGCGCAGAUCGGAGGCCC
Prorocentrum cordatum is the source of this 685-nucleotide messenger RNA. The record is from the annotation of a GenBank genome assembly. NCBI's taxonomy places the organism in Eukaryota, Dinophyceae, Prorocentrales, Prorocentraceae.